GCACAGACCACCCAUGUAGUCGUUCGUCUCUCGACAAGAGGCCCCUUGCGGACAGCCACAGCCAGCAAGCUCUGGCCUCGGCAUGUUGGAAGUGCAGUUGUCCUCCUAUAACACUACCUGCAACCUUCAAAGGCCCGCCUCUUGCACCCAUUGAUCUGUGAGCAGCUCGUGUAUCAUGCCGUAUUGUCCUUGCGCCCUUCCUGCCUCACAGGCUGCGGUAGGAAAAGGUCCACGUCAUACUUGCCCACAGAGCGAGGACUGGUCCAAUAUCAGCGACCUGGUUGAGCGCCGCAAGAUACAGAACCGCAUCGCUCAGCGCAAAUACCGCAAGAAACUCAGAAAGAAACUGGCACUGCUGAAUAGUAUUACUACAUCUGGGUCGAGUUUGAGGGGCGAUUCUCGUCCUGCUAGACCGCACGAUCUGGCCGAUUCGUCCUGUCUGAAAGUCUGUCCUGAGGUCGGCACACCAGGCCUGCAUCACGAGCGAGACAGAGACCACAGCUUCACGCCGCUACAGCAGCAUUACAAUGACGAGCCUUUAAACACACUGCUGCCUGUACCCUCACCGUCACCGACAUCGGGUCCGGUCACAGCACAGAAUACCGAUCCUUCUCUUAACACCUUCUAUUCUUCAACAGCCGUUGCGGCGCGCUUAGCCACGUCGCCUCCGGUCGAAUACUCUACAACAAAGAGGUCCUGUAUCGACGGUAGCCCGUUUUACGAAGGCUACCUAGCGAUGAAGGGACCUUCGGUAGCUCAGCGUUGGCAUCUGUAGAUUGAAAAUCGAAAUCGACAAUCUUCUUGUUUUCUGUAUGAUGUGACGGUUUAUGGAGUGAAGAGGUCAUGUCUGCCACGUGUGCUGGUGCAGUGCUCUUGCCUGUUCCAACAGCACUUUCUGGCUGCACGACAGAUACGUCAUGUAAGCAGACCCUGA
Messenger RNA from Macroventuria anomochaeta, 934 nucleotides. RefSeq lists its product as uncharacterized. Bases 176 to 775 code for a protein of 199 amino acids. Gene Ontology annotation, biological process: regulation of DNA-templated transcription. The record is from RefSeq and is a predicted model, not a curated record. Gene Ontology annotation, molecular function: DNA-binding transcription factor activity. The transcript is spliced from 2 exons. NCBI's taxonomy places the organism in Eukaryota, Fungi, Ascomycota, Dothideomycetes, Pleosporales, Didymellaceae.